AUGCGACAGGUUCUUGUUGCGAAUUUCUGGGCCAAAUGGAAUGGGAGCGACAUGCUGGAGAAGCUGAGAGAUAAACGGCUGAUGUUUGUGGGUGAUUCCUUAAACAGAGGUCAGUGGAUAUCCAUGGUGUGCCUUUUGCAAUCUAUGCUUCCAAGUGGCAAGAAAUCGAUGUCUCCCAAUGCCCCUUUAACCAUUUUUACUGCCGAGGAAUAUAAUGCUACAGUUGAGUUUUACUGGGCACCACUUAUUGUAGAAUCAAAUUCGGAUGAUCCAGUAAACCAUAGAUUAGAUUAUAGGAUAAUCAGGCCAAAUUCACUUUUCAAGCAUGCUUCUCAAUGGAAAAAUGCUGAUAUAUUGGUCUUCAAUUCGUACUUAUGGUGGAGAAGUGGCCCAAAAAUCAAAUUAUUAUGGAAUGCUGAUGAUGAAAUUUGUGAAGAGGCAGAUGGCUUAGAUGCUAUGGCAUUGGCUUUGGAGACAUGGGCAGAUUGGAUUUCUUCCAGCGUCAAUCCAUUGAAGCAGCGAGUAUUCUUUGUUACCAUGUCUCCUACACAUCUUUGGUCUAGAUCAGUCGAAACAUUUAGGGAACUAUGGAAUAGUGCUUUCUCGUCUUUAACUAAUAUUGGAAGAUUAACUAGCUAUGCUUCUGAGGUUCUUGUAUGUAAUAUGGUUUUCUUUUCUGUUAAUCUAGAACCUUUUAAAACGUUUCAUGGUAUGGUCUUGAAAGAUCAAGAAGUGGAUUUGGAGAAGGUGAUUGACAAUAUUGAGAUGCAUGAUGGUCUAUAUCUGGUUAAAAGAAAGUAA
Messenger RNA from Phalaenopsis equestris, 801 nucleotides. RefSeq names its product protein trichome birefringence-like 35. The record is from RefSeq and is a predicted model, not a curated record. The transcript is spliced from 8 exons. NCBI's taxonomy places the organism in Eukaryota, Viridiplantae, Streptophyta, Magnoliopsida, Asparagales, Orchidaceae. The coding region runs from base 1 to 801 and encodes 266 amino acids. Gene Ontology annotation, molecular function: O-acetyltransferase activity. Gene Ontology annotation, cellular component: Golgi apparatus.